AUACUUUUUAGUGAAAGUUUACAAAAUAAUUUUUUUAGGUAUUAUUACCGUUACAUUACCUAGAGACGAAUAUGAUUAUAGAUUCUCAGUCUUAUAAGAUAAAAGAUAAAGAGAAUUUACAUCUUUAUUCCAAAAAUCCUCAAUUAAUUGAUUUAACUCGAUCUAUUUUAUGGACAAAAUGCAAUAUAAAAAUGGAUAAUAUAAAGGAUAAUAUUUACUAUAUUUCAUUUAUUUAUUUUAUUAUAUUUUUAACUUUUCCUAUUUUACCCAUUUUGCUUUUUAUAUUUUAUUUAUUAUCAAAGUAUUAUUUUAUUAAUGAUUUUAGCUAUGAUAAUCUGUUUAAUAAUCUUAUUUUAAUAAGACUUUAAAAUAUAUAUCAAGUCUAUUAACAACACCAACAAUUACACCAUCAAUUACUUUUAUGAUUCCUUAUAUUAAAUUUAUUAAUUAUCCAGAAGAUUAUAAAUGGUUUAGGGAAUUAAUUAAACCCAAACCAAGUCCCUUUGUUGAAACAAUAAAUGAAGAUAUUUAUAAGACAUGGAAUGGAGAGGCUCUAAUUAAUUUUAAAUGGAAUACUUACGGAAAUGCGGUAAUUUGGAUUUUAUUUAUGGCUUUACUUGGAUGUUUUACUGUUGCUGCAACAGUUCCUCAGCAAUAUAUUGGCAUAAAUAUUCAAAAUCAACUUUUUAUUGCUUCAAUUAUACUUGGAUUCAUUCAUUUGAGUUUUGAAAUUCGUCAAUUCAUUUAUUCACCUGAAAGAUGGAUUCGUGAAUUUUGGAACAUAUUUGAUAUAAUUGCAUAUUUACUUCCAAUAAUCACUUCUAUUAAAUGGCUUCAAACAAAUGAUUUGAAUGAUCAUAUAAUCCAAUUGUUUUCUUUUUCAUGUCUAUUUUUAGAUAUAAAAUUUUUAUUAUUUUUUAGAGCAUUUGAAUCUUUUGGUAUAUAUUUUGAAAUAAUUAUACGUUGCAAAACAGAUCAUUUAUUUUUUAGUAGUCUUAUUUAUUAUUAUAAUAAGUUUUGCACAUGCGUUUUAUAUUUUAUUAUUACCAAGAUCCGAUUAUUCAUUUGAUCAAUUUACGAACAAUAAUGAUCCUAAUAAUCCUUGGAAUAUAGCUCCUACUUAUAAUCAAGUAUUUAAUAAUGGAACCAUGGAUUCAUUUUUUAUUCAAAAACCAGAUGAAAAUACAAAUAUGUUUAUAGAUUUUAGAACUGCGCUUCUUGCAAUGUAUACCUUCCUAACGGGUGAUUCAAGUGCGUUAUCAAAUUGGUUAUAUUUAGAUAAUCA
Molecule: messenger RNA, 1285 nt
Organism: Rhizophagus irregularis DAOM 181602=DAOM 197198
Lineage: Eukaryota; Fungi; Glomeromycota; Glomeromycetes; Glomerales; Glomeraceae
Source: RefSeq, a predicted model, not a curated record